Molecule: messenger RNA, 1021 nt
Organism: Darwinula stevensoni
Lineage: Eukaryota; Metazoa; Arthropoda; Ostracoda; Podocopida; Darwinulidae
Source: the annotation of a GenBank genome assembly
AAUAUGCGAUUUCGAGAUGAAAUCGCUGAUUCUCCUCUGUCUCCUGAGUCCCCUGAAGGGCCAAUGGGACCCGAACGUCGAGCCCGGAAGGAGUACCUUCGUCCACCUGUUUGAAUGGCGGUGGGAGGACAUCGCUGCGGAAUGCGAACGGUUCCUCGGCCCCAAGGGAUUCGCGGGUGUCCAGGUGUCACCUCCGAGCGAGAACGUGAUCGCGUGGUACGACAGCGGACCCCAGAGACCCUGGUGGGAGAGAUACCAGCCGGUCUCAUACAGACUGGAGACGCGGUCCGGCUCUGAAUCGCAAUUCCAGGACAUGGUCUCGAGGUGCAAUGCCGCCGGUGUCAGGUACGAUCAUCGCUUGUUUCUACGGUUGUUUCGGAUUCACUUUCCCUCAUUCCCGAAGUGUACAAUUUACGCUGAUGUCGUAGUGAACCACAUGACAGAAUGGUGGCCGUCGAGGACCUCAGCAACAGGAGGAUCUCUCAGUUACCCUACUCAGGCUUUGACUUCAAUGGCCCCAACGAAUGUCCUUCUGCGUCGGGUAACAUCGAAAACUACCAGAACCCAUCGAGGUACGAAGAGUUAUUUAGCUAGUUUGACGAAAUCCGUAAAGGAUCCCCGAGUACCUAACUGCAAACUGACUACAGAACAUUCAGGCUUGAACGACCUGAAGCAAGGCAGCGACUACGUUUCUGCGCCAUUGUGGGAUUUCAUUGGGGAAGUCAUUGUGGGAUACAUGAACAAGCUGAUCGACUACGGAGUGGCCGGAUGCAGAAUAGACGCCUCCAAACACAUGUGGCCUGGUGAUCUCGGUAGCAUCUUCAGCCGGCUCUCAAAUCUCAGCACGACGCACGGGUUCCCGUCUGGGACGAGGCCGUUCGUCUUCCAGGAAGUCAUCAAAUCUCGGUUCGAAUACUUUCCUUCCCUUGAUGCAUCCAUAUCUGUAAUGAGAAUUCGAGUCUCCAGACACUCUUUGCGGUGUCGUUCAAAGGAGUCUUUGAAGAUCCAGACGGGGAUUAGA